AUGUUACAGAAACCAGUGAAUAGUCGACGUAUUGAACAUGUAGCAAAUUUAAUUCAGGAGUAUCAAAUCGCCGAAAUGAAACAUAUUGAUGGUAAAAGUAAUUGUCUCGCCGAUUAUCUGUCUCGCCCUUUUGAUGAUCCACUCUUCGAUAUUCCUUACGGUCUUGAAAGGAAACUACCACUGCCUCCCAAGUCCGAUUCCAUCGCCUGUUUUUCACCUACGGAAAACUUUGUCGCUACAAUGACACUUUGUCCUCGCAAUAAACCUCCUCCACCACCUGCAUAUAACUUGAAUGACGACGAUGAAGACGUUUCUGAUGUUGCAUCUUCUAGUUCCGAUAAUUCUACAGUCUGUGAUACACCACGUAUCACUACAGCACCCUCUUCUAAUAUCCUCAAUUCAAGUGCUUUGCAAUGGUAG
This is a messenger RNA of Rotaria sp. Silwood1, 420 nucleotides long. NCBI's taxonomy places the organism in Eukaryota, Metazoa, Rotifera, Eurotatoria, Philodinida, Philodinidae. The record is from the annotation of a GenBank genome assembly.